Messenger RNA from Rhodofomes roseus, 879 nucleotides. RefSeq lists its product as uncharacterized. Lineage: Eukaryota; Fungi; Basidiomycota; Agaricomycetes; Polyporales; Fomitopsidaceae. The transcript has a single exon. The record is from RefSeq and is a predicted model, not a curated record. The coding region runs from base 138 to 665 and encodes 175 amino acids.
AUAGGGUACUCGAUAUACGACUAUCCGGGGAACCGAGUCGGCUUCGCAUUGAGUGUCAAUAACAAGGAUUCACCGGAUUCACCGUAGCUACGUUAAUGUUGUCGUUGUCGUUUUAGGAGUACCAUGCGUCGCAAUGGAUGAUACUGUCUUUGCGCGAAUGGGGUGGGCAUAUAUUCAGACUUAGAUAUCCCUUGCUCGAAGAGCAAGGCUCUCCCAGGUCGAAAAUGUUGGCCCCCCUUUGUACGCUUGUUGUAGCAUGUUUGUUUCGCGACAUGUGGUGUGGACUAGUCUCCGUUGCUGACCAAAAAGAGUUACUCUCGUUUGGUGUGGACAUGUGUGUGCAUGACGCACCGUCCCAAUCCACGGACCGCACGACGCGGCUCAGCCACAUUGACGGGCCUGCGCGCAGCGCGGCGGGUUUCGCUGUAACGGUGCGUCGUAUGUUUCGCUAUGGCACCGUACUUAGGCGCGUCGUAGGCCCUGCGGGAGGGAGGGGCACCACAUCGACAGACGGUGCCGCGCUCACGGUGCCUCCCAAAUUGAACUCGCUUGACCGGCCUUCGCGCGCGAGACAGCGCCGUCUGCGGCCCUUGUGUCUCUCUUUGGCAACGCAACAGCGGCGACACCAAUCUCGCAUCAGCUGUGCAACAUUGAGUUUCUAUUAGUGUCGCUACUGAUUAGUAGUCUUGUACAUGAGGGAAGAGAUCGUGGUCAAUUGAGCCGUGUUGGUAGUAUGUGUACAUUACAAGACGAGUGGGAUAGAGUGUGCUCACAGAAAUACAAAUGUCUCAUUGCACACCAUCGGGGGAUCAUGAACGCUCACCCGCACAUGCACAACACGAGCAAGGUUAGCACGCCAGCACUGGCGGCACUUCGAGU